AUGGGAAUAGAGUCAACGGGCUUGGUGCAUCCGAGGGACGAGAAGCUGGGGAAAAAUACAUCAGUGGAGCGAGAAGGAUGCACGCGGCGCCUCAGAGGGACAAGAAGCCGAAGCAAAAGACUGCUCGAGGAGAAAGCCCGAGUUGGGUUUGGAGAGCACUUUCUCCCUCAAUUCCCCCUCUCUAAAUAUCAUACCUUCUUGUCUUCUGACCACUUCAAAUCUGCAUUUCAAUCAUCAAACUCUUUUAGCGCCAUAAUCCAUUUGAGGGAAGAUUGUGAUAUUGCCAAGUUCAUUCCUUCAAGUUGGAUGCCGGAAACAUUGGAGUAUGUUAGCAAGGAACUCGCAUGGUUCAAGUCCCUAAAGAGAAGAUGCUUCAGCACAAAAGGUAAUGCUCAGGAAUUCAAUUCAGAUAGUGUUGGUAUGGGAGAUGAUGAGAAAAGGACAGGCAGAAAUACAAAGACUGAAACAGGUCAAGAGCACCAUAACAUCAAAGCAAUCAUCUUCAACUCUUUCAAAUCCCUUUCACAGGUUCCUUCAAAAAUGUCUUCCUCUUCUGUGUCCUCAGGAAGAUUACCUACUAAUCUAGAUCAAAUUCGACAAAGAAUGAUUGAUCUUGAUGUGGCUGAAGUCCCUGAGACACUGCAUUACAGGAUUUUUGUUGCGACAUGGAAUGUAGGUGGCAAAAGUCCACCAAGCAAUUUGAACCUUGAUGAUUGGCUCCACAGUUCACCUGCAGCAGAUGUAUAUGUCCUGGGGUUUCAGGAAAUUGUACCUCUAAAUGCUGGAAAUGUGUUAGGAGGAGAAGAUAAUGCUCCUGCAAAGAAAUGGAUUGCUCUCAUCCGAAGAGCACUCAACAGUCUUACAGGCAAUAAUAGCAGCAGUAGCAGCUGCCCUAGACAGAUGGAUGAUGAAGAUUUUGGAGGCAAGACAUGUAGGCAAAAGAAUCUACUCCAUCGUCAUUCAUUUCAUACCUUGAGCCAUAGCCUAAGGUACGAGGGGGAUGCCUUGGUUUCACUGCCAAGGCUUGACUGUCGGCAUAGUGUCUGCGACAACAGGGUGAGUGAUUGCAACGCUAAUUGUAGAUCCUCUAAUGAUGAGAAUGUGACUGGAGAUCAUUCGCAUAAGCCAAGAACAUGCUGCUCAACAAUGUCCUAUGGCUAUGGAGCUUCUUCAUCCACAGGUGACAUAGAUAGACCAGGGCACUCAAGAUACAUCUUAGUGGCAAGCAAGCAAAUGGUGGGCAUAUUUCUCACCCUUUGGGUGAGAGGGGACAUAAGACACAUUAUCAGGAACUUGAAGGUCUCUUGUGUUGGUAGAGGAUUAAUGGGUUACCUUGGGAACAAGGGUUCUAUAUCCAUGAGCAUGUCAUUGCACCAAACAAGUUUCUGCUUCAUCUGCAGCCACCUGGCGUCUGGGGAAAAGGAGGGAGAUAAGUUGAGGCGGAACCUUGAUGUGAUGGAGACCUUGAGGAAGACCAAGUUUUCCCGAGUUCGUGGGUUUGGGGAUCAGACUACACCGGAGAGGAUUCUGGAGCAUGAUCGAAUAAUUUGGCUAGGAGACUUGAAUUACCGCAUUGCACUCUCAUAUCUUGCUGCCGAGGGUCUUGUUGAGAGGAGGAACUGGAAGGCAUUGCUGGAGAAGGAUCAGCUUCAGAUUGAGCAACAAUCUGGUUGUGUCUUCCAAGGGUGGAAUGAAGGAAGAAUCCAUUUCCCUCCCACCUACAAAUACUGCAAUAACUCAGAUCAGUACAUCGGCAACAACUCAAACCUUAAAGAGAAGCGUCGAACACCUGCAUGGUGUGACAGGAUCUUGUGGUAUGGAAGAGGCCUCAAACAACACUUGUAUAUGUGCGGCAAGUUCCAAUUCUCUGAUCAUAGAUCAGUUUUUAGCCUUUUUACAGCAGAAGUUGAGUCAAUGAGUCACAGAAGAUUACAGACCAAGAGCGGCUCUAGCUCCCAAGUGGUCACAAAGAGCUUGGCUUCCUUUAAAAAUUGUGAUCAUUCAUAAGUUUGAAUUCAUUGACAGGAGAUGACCCAAACCACAAGGAGAAGCAUCGAACACCCACAUGGUUUUACAUACAACUUCAAAAUUAGGGUCAUUUCACCAAACAUGUGGAACUCAGUUCUUUUUUCCCAUCCAUAUGCCAUAGAAGGCAUUCCAGACUAUUCGGGUAGGGCAGCUGUCCAAUAGAGAGAUUUGGGCAAUUAGGAAAGGUUGGGCAGUUAAUCUGGGCAGUUCAGGUGACCAGGCAAGCUGCCUGGGUGAGCCAUUCAAGUGCUCCAAGCUGCUGGGCAGUCAAGAGGGCAGGUGGUUUGGACAGUCAUGCAAACGGCCCAGGCAAGCCACCAAAGAAGCUAUCCUUACACUAACAAAGCAAGUUAUUACGUAUUUAUUUCCGUCCUAGAGUUUUCUAAAACAAUUGAGAUCAAAAUUUUCUGUUAAU
Molecule: messenger RNA, 2443 nt
Organism: Zingiber officinale
Lineage: Eukaryota; Viridiplantae; Streptophyta; Magnoliopsida; Zingiberales; Zingiberaceae
Product: type I inositol polyphosphate 5-phosphatase 4-like
Exons: 12
Coding region: 1-2007 (668 amino acids)
Biological process (GO): phosphatidylinositol dephosphorylation
Molecular function (GO): phosphatidylinositol-3,4,5-trisphosphate 5-phosphatase activity; inositol-polyphosphate 5-phosphatase activity; phosphatidylinositol-4,5-bisphosphate 5-phosphatase activity
Source: RefSeq, a predicted model, not a curated record